GAGGCCUUCGAGCGGCGGACCGGCGCUGAGCGGGCGGGACGAUGCUGUCGCUGCGGACGGCGCGCGGAGUCGCAGGGCGGCUGCUGCUGCUGCGGGAGGGCGGCCGGCGGUCGGGUCCCGGCGCGGCGCGCAGAGGCGUCUCGGGGCUGCCCAUGAACACGCUGGUGCUCUUCGUGCCGCAGCAGGAGGCCUGGGUGGUGGAGCGCAUGGGCCGCUUCCACCGCAUCCUCGAGCCGGGACUGAAUUUCCUCAUCCCAGUCCUAGACCGCAUCCGCUACGUACAAAGCCUCAAGGAGAUUGUCAUCAAUGUGCCAGAGCAGUCGGCUAUUACUCAUGAUAAUGUGACCCUCCAGAUCGACGGGGUUCUCUACUUGCGCGUCAUGGAUGCUUACAAGGCUAGCUAUGGGGUGGAGGACCCCGAGUACGCUGUCACCCAGCUCGCCCAGACCACCAUGCGAUCCGAGCUGGGCAAGCUCUCCCUGGAUAAGGUCUUCCGGGAGCGUGAGUCCCUCAAUGCCAGCAUAGUGGACGCCAUCAACCAGGCCUCAGAUUACUGGGGCAUCCGGUGCCUGCGCUACGAGAUCAAGGACAUCCAUGUGCCGCCCCGAGUGAAGGAGUCCAUGCAGAUGCAGGUGGAGGCUGAGAGGCGCAAAAGGGCCACCGUCUUGGAGUCUGAAGGGACUCGCGAAUCGGCCAUCAACGUGGCUGAGGGGCAGAAGCAGGCCCAGAUUCUGGCUUCGGAGGCUGAGAAAGCAGAGCGGAUCAACCAGGCUUCUGGGGAGGCCAGCGCCAUCCUGGUGAAGGCCCAAGCCAAAGCAGAGGCCAUCCGACUUCUGAGCACCGCUCUGGCCCAGCAGAAUGGCAACAUGGCGGCCUCUCUGUCGGUGGCUGAGCAGUAUGUGCAGGCCUUCUCCCAGCUGGCAAAGGAGUCCAACACAGUCCUCCUGCCCACCAACACCGGCGAUGUGACCAGCAUGGUUGCCCAGGCCAUGGCGAUCUUCUCCUCCCUGGGCAAGCCCCAGACGCCCCUCGAGAGACUGGAGGGCUCCGCUCUCCCUCCCCAGCCGGCACAGCAGCCCCCCAGCCCCGAGUAUGUGGAGCUGGAGCAGUCGAGCGCCAGCUAGCCAGAGCCCGCAGGCAUGGGGCCGGGGAAGCGGCCACUUCCUCCGUCCGUGCCUGCCCCGGGACCCCCGGACUCUGCUGCCCCCAGUCGCCCCACUUUGUUUUCUGAUUUGGAGUGAAUCAUGUCGCAAUAAAAGGAGAUGGCCUGA
Molecule: messenger RNA, 1271 nt
Organism: Candoia aspera
Lineage: Eukaryota; Metazoa; Chordata; Lepidosauria; Squamata; Candoiidae
Gene: STOML2
Product: stomatin like 2
Exons: 10
Coding region: 42-1124 (360 amino acids)
Biological process (GO): mitochondrion organization
Cellular component (GO): mitochondrion; membrane
Source: RefSeq, a predicted model, not a curated record